Condylostylus longicornis is the source of this 972-nucleotide messenger RNA. RefSeq lists its product as uncharacterized. NCBI's taxonomy places the organism in Eukaryota, Metazoa, Arthropoda, Insecta, Diptera, Dolichopodidae. The record is from RefSeq and is a predicted model, not a curated record. Bases 1 to 972 code for a protein of 323 amino acids. The transcript has a single exon.
AUGAGACUCUUAGUGGUUUGUUUAAUUUUAACCGCUUGUAUAAUAUUUAUACAAGCGGCACCAACUGACGAUAAUGGACCAGAAGAACCACCAAAAAGGCGACCACAUGCUCGAAGACCACUUCCUUCUAGAAGUAAAUCAAAAAAUGUGGAAGAAAAGGAAAUCCAAAAAAAUGAAGAAAAAGAAGAUCCUGUAAAGAAAGAUGAUACUGAAAAUUCAUCGUCAAGUGAUAAUGAAACUACUGAAAAAUCAACAAAACCUUCAAGACCAACAAGGCCACCACCAAAACAUUUUCGUCCAUUACCGAAACUUUUAAAAAAAAUGGAUCCAAAAUUAGAAGAAAGAGUAGAUUCACCAGAAGCAGAAAAACCACCACCAGAUAAUGAUAAAAAAAAUGAAGAAAAAGAUAUGAAACCUGCACCACCAAAACCACCACCAAAGCAUUUUCGUCCAAGGCCACCAAAAAGAUUAGGCAAACCAACAGAAAAUGAAGGUGAAUCCAGUGCUGCAACAAGUACAACUACCGAAGCACCUAAAGAUCAACCAGAAACAAAAAAACCACAUAAAUCUAAACGUCCAGGACUUCAGUCUAGAAGAGGAAAAGGAAAACCAACACCUCCACCAGAAGAAGAAGUUUCAUCAACUUCUGCAAGCACAACAACAACAACUACUACAACCACGACAUCUACUACAACGACUACUACCAGUACUACACCUGCACCAGAAAUUUCUUCAACAACAUCAGCUUCCAUAGAUGCUAUUUCGUCAUCUUCUACAACAUCAACUGAAAAUUCUAGUCCCGAAACAAAUUCAUUAAGUAGCUCAACUACAGAACCAUCAAAAGUAGAGGAGAGCAGUAGUUCUCUUGCUCCGUCAAAACCAACAACUUCAAAACCCUCUGAGGACUUAAAACCAAACUCGGCAAAAGAAGAUGAUUCACCAAGUGAACCAGCUGAUGAACCAGAGGAAUAA